AUGGGCAAGUGCGUCAGGAUCCGCGGCAGCAGCAAGCCGCGGCCCGCCGCGGCCGCGGCCGUGUUGUGCCUCACGCUGCGCAGCGGGCGCCGCGUGCCGCCGGUGGCCGCGUCGUCGGCGUGCAGCCCGAGGACGAGCGGCAGGCCGCGGCGCCACCGCGGAUCAGCCCGCCGGUGGUGCGGCGCCGAGGCCGCGGACAAGCAGCGCGCGUGCGGCAGCCCCCGGCGCAGGAACGCAGGCCGGGUGCUCGGUGCCCAGCAGCUCUGCCACGACGGGCGGCCGGAGGAGGAGGAGGUUCCGCCGUCGCGGGCGGCAGAUACCGGUGCCGACGCCGUUGCCCGCGGCGCCGACGACGGCCGUGGAGACAGCUUCGAGAGACCAAAGACGCCGCUGAUGACUGCCGACUGCGACGCGGCCGCGGCGAAAGUGAAGGGGAAACACGCGAACGAGAGCCACCGCUGCCGUGGCGUCGACGGCCAGCUGCCGCCGCCGACAGAAGCAGAGAUAGAGGCCUUCUUCGCGGCGGCGGAGCUCGCGGAGCGCCGGCGAUUUGCAGAGGCGUACAAUUACGACGUUGCCCUCGACCGCCCGUUGGAGGGGCGCUUCGAGUGGGCGCCGGUGAGAACGUGA
Molecule: messenger RNA, 630 nt
Organism: Miscanthus lutarioriparius
Lineage: Eukaryota; Viridiplantae; Streptophyta; Magnoliopsida; Poales; Poaceae
Source: the annotation of a GenBank genome assembly